UGUCACCAAUAGCACAAUGCUCACAAGCAUUCGUCCAAGCAGUCUGUCUGAGGUGCUUCCUACUGUCGACUCCGGGUCUACUGAUGAUGCCACCAAUAGCACAAUGCUCUUAAGCACUCGUCCAAGCAGUCUGUCUGAGGUGUCUUGUGCCACUGAUGUAACCAAAUAUAGCAAGCAUUCCUAUUCACAUGUUGUCAACAGACGUGCCAUGUCGUCCUGAUCCUUCAGCUUUUGAUAUCCUGGAAGAUAUUUGUGGAGGAUAUGUGUAUGGCAAUCAGAAAACCGAAUGUCACAUAGAUAUGGAAAGUUUUCAUUCUAUCAUUGAUGAUCGUCAUUUGUUGCAGGAGCCUGUAAAACUGCCCUUCCAAAAUAAAGUCAUACAAGCUCAUGGCAAAACUGUGCAGAUGACGACUGACAAUUCAGAAAGUGCAACUGAAGAGGACUCAUCAGACACUUCAGAGAAUAGUUCAGACUAUCAUGGUUCGGAGUCAGAUGAAUCUGAAUCUGAUGAGGAAUCAAUUGUAUUUGACCAGCUAACAGAUAAUAGCUCACAAUUCCAACCACGGCCUUGCAGAGGUAAAGCAGAGCUAGAAGCUAAUGGCAAAGUGCAACCGUCUUCUGAUUCAUCUUCUGAUGGAAGUGACUCCUCAUUUGAUGAAAUCCACAUCGAGUAUUACAAACAGAAGGAGGUAGAGGGUGGUUUGAUCCGAGCUUACAACAAAUUCAAUGCGUGUUUGUUUUGUGAAAAACUUGUAAAUGAUGGCGGAGUAACUAUGGGUGACUUCUUAAAGCCAUCUAAGUUUGAUGCUGUAAUUCAAGCUGUUGAGGAUUUGGCAGGACAGGAUGAGGGGGAAGGUGGUGAUCAUGAGCUACAGCGUCCAUCGUUUGCCCUCAAAGCAGGAUAUGAUUUGGCCUGGCUUGCUCGGAUUAAAAGAGGAAGGGCCAUACGAUCCCAUGACAUCACAUCUGAAGAGGAAGCUAAUAAGUUUCUGCAGCUACAUAGAUCAGAAUGGGGUCUUAAAGUUUCUGCCUCAGCUUGCAAUACCCUUAACACUCGCAAAAGCAAGAAACCUGUGAGUUUACCUAAAACCAGUGACCUUCAGAAACUGUCCAAGUAUGUUACCAGUGAGGUUAAGAAAUGCAAUGAAAUGUUCACAACUUCUUCUACUGCCAACUACAGCUUUUUAAAGCGGAUGCAGAAAGUCACACUUGUACGUCUCUUGUUGUUCAACAAACGACGGCCAUUGGAGCUCUCACAGAUCACCACUGACACAUACAUUAAUCGACCAGGAUGGAACAACUCAAGGGUAGAAGAGCUGUUAUGCCAGAUGACAUCUCUUGAAAAGAAGCUGCUUGAGAGUCACGACCUCUUGAAGAUGAUUGGAAAACGGGGGCGAACAGUCCCUGUUAUUGUUCCUCCAGACUGCAGUAAAUCACUAAAUGCAAUUUCCAAGUUGAGGCAUCUUUUCAUUCCUCCAUCCAACCAGUAUAUGUUUGCGAGAAACACACCAUCCACACACAUGCAGGCUGGUCAUGUUCUCAAAGAAAUUAUCUCAGAAGUGUCUCUUGACUCACCACAAGACAUCCGCACAACUAAAAUGCAGAAAUACACUGCAACAGUUGCACAGAUUCUAAGCCUACAGCCACACCAAUUAGAAUGGGUUGCUAGCCAUCUUGGCCAUAGCGUCAACAUACAUAAAGACUUCUACAGGGUGCAGGACUCAACAAUUGAACUGUGCAAGGUCUCCAAGUUAUUGAUGGCCAUUGAUGCUGGUGAUGUGGGCCAAUGGGCAGGCAAGUCUCUGGAUGACAUACAAGUUGAAGAUAUUGAGAUGGAAGCAACUGAUGAAAUUGAUGACGAUGGAGAUGAAGAUGAACAGGAAAUGAACCAGGUCUCACUUCAAACCUGUUUCAACAAGUCAUCAUCAGCCAGAGAACCAAGCCCUUCAUGUGCACCUAGGUGUACUCCAAGAAGAGUCGAAACUGAAACCAGAUCCAGCUCACGUGAGAUGCCAUCCGAGUUAGCUGAAGGAUCAAGACCUCUUCGUGUAUCAGGAAAGGGAGACAAAUUUCCUUGGUCCAAACAAGAGACAUCCUGCAUCUGGGCACAAAUGAGAGAACUCAUCUUGAAAGAAAAGGUACCAGGGAAGAAGGAAUGUCAAGCUUGUAUCACAGCUUCAGUUCCCAUAUUGGACAAAAGAACCUGGCAGUGCGUAAGUAUAAGGUCUAUAAUAUAAUAAACGCGGUCAGGAGAAAAAGCACAAGAUAAAGGCUACUGCAGUACAAAGUACUACAGUGCUUUGUAUUGGUACUGUGUGUUAAGUACCACACGAAACAGUAACGUACAUGUAGCUUGAAGAGGGGCUCUAAAGUCUUUUUAUUUUUUUUCUGCACUUUUUUUUCCAAUAGUCAAAGAAUCCUCAAGGGAGUAAUCAUGGCAGUGGGAAAACCUCCAUUAAAAUGUUGUCAAAAGUCUUUUUAGUUGAUGCUCCUUUUGUAUGAAACCUGAGCGUGACGACACUUGUACAAACAAAAAGUAGGCCUGUAUAUUUAAUACAGCGUGUGUCCCAGAAAGCCUGCAGCUUUUUUGACGAGGCUCUAGCAUCGGUGCGGAAAAAGUACCACUAUUAUUUUUAUACCAUUUUAAGGCUUGGAACCUGAACUUUAUCGCCGCUGAGUAUUGCCUUGAUGUUUAAAAUAGUUUUCAAAUAAGUUGUGUUCAAAAUGUAAAGGCAUGUGGAAAAAAAAAUCAACAGAUUUCACGGACUAUUUAAGUCAAGAUUUUAUUAAAGAAUCUUAAAUCUACCUCACUUUGAUUGAUAGUCAUGCACACGCAGACAUGAACUGAGAAUUCCCUUUCAAAAAAUGUACAGACCUACCGGUAUAUAGUUGUUAAUAUGACAAAUUUUUUUUUCAAUUUUUAAUGGAAGGGUAUCAAAAUAAAAUGAUAUUUUUUACCAUUUAAAUAUUAGGCAAGAGACUUGUGAUCUGUUUUCAACUUUCAUAAGGACUCUGGCUAUUAGAAAGUGUGUGUAGGAAAAAAAUAUUGAAUUUGACCUGAGAGCCUCUUCUUAAUAACCCAUGAAAUACAUGUACAUGCACCACAUUUUCCUGCAUAAUCUUUAAAGUAUUUGUGUUUCAAUUAAACAACAGUGAUUGGGUAUUAUCGAUCGUUGGAGUUGAAAGUAAUAAUCGAUUGUUGGAGUUGAAAGUAAUUAAUGUUAAAGUUGAUGUUUGAGAAUGUUUUUGAUGAAAAACUUGGGGGAUUUGCAAAUCAAACCAAUGUAUUGUAAUUAAUGGAUUUUUAACCAAAACAUUCUAUCAAGGGAGAGCCUAUUUUCAUAAAAAAGACAAACAUUCACUUUCAGUCACAUUAUAUUCACAUUAAAUUCUAAUAAUUUCAAGCUGAAAGGUUGGAGUAAUUUUUUCUUAUGUUGAUUUUGUCCUCAAGUUGUAGGGCGGCAAAGUUAUGAAGCUUCAGUUGAUAUAUCAUGUUUUUUUUUUCAAAGGAAUUUUCUUACUAAUUGUAUGUUUUCGAAUAAUGCUUGUUUAUGAAAAUCACUUGACCCCAACUCAUUGUUAGUCACCACUCUCGACAAAUGCAUUAAAGGUAGAGUACUGCCAUUGGUGACUGGUGGAAAUACAACUCUCAACUUUCAAUGUAAUUGUGAAAUAUGCAAAUCAAAGGUUUAUCGCCAUCAAGGAAAGUAUCAGGACUAUUCGAGUGCUCAUGCUAAAAAUUUAAUAACAGUUAUUGGGCUUUGUCGAUUGUUAGAGUGGUUAUUGUAAUAGUUGAUGUUUGAGAACGCUUUUGACAAAAAAAACUUGGGUGGUUUGCAAAUCAAACAAAUGUAUUGUAAUAAAUGGAUUUUUCAUCAAAACAUUCUUUGUAUGGAGAGCCUGUUUUCAGGGGGAAAAUAAGACAAACAAUAACUUCUAUGAAUUCAGUCACAUUAUAUUCACAGUAAAUUCUAAUAAUUUCAAACGGAUAGGUUGGAGUAUAUUUUGUCUCCGUUGAAUUUGUCCUCAAGUGGUAGGGCGGCAAAGUUAUGAAGCUUCAGUUGAUAUAUCGUGUGUUUUUUUAUCAAAGGAAUUUUCUUACUAAUUGUAUGUUUUCGAAUAAUGUGUGUAUGAAAAUCACUUGACCCCACCUCAUAAUAAGUCACCCCCCUCGACAAAUGCAUUAAAGGUAGAGUACUGCCAUUGGUGACUGGUGGAAAUACAACUCUCAACUUUCAAUGUAAUUGUGAAAUAUGCGAAUCAAAGGUUUAUCGCCAUCAAGAAAAGUAUCAGGACUAUUCGAGUACUCAUGCUAAAAAUUUAAUAACAGUUAUUGGGCUUUGUCGAUUGUUAGAGUGGUUAUUGUAAUAGUUGAUGUUUGAGAACGUUUUUGACAAAAAAAACUUGGAUGGUUUGCAAAUCAAACAAAUGUAUUGUAAUAAAUGGAUUUUUCAUCAAAACAUUCUUUAUAUGGAGAGCCUGUUUUCAGGGGGAAAAUAAGACAAACAAUAACUUCUAUGAAUUCAGUCACAUUAUAUUCACAGUAAAUUCUAAUAAUUUCAAAUGGAUAGGUUGGAGUAAUUUUUUCUUAUGUUGAUUUUGUCCUCAAGUGGUAGGGCAGCAAAGUUAUGGAGCUUCAGUUGAUAUAUGUGUGUUUUUUAUCAAAGGAAUUUUCUUACUAAUUGUAUGUUUUCGAAUAAUGCUUGUUUAUGAAAAUCACUUGACCCCAACUCAUUGUUAGUCACCACUCUCGACAAAUGCAUUAAAGGUAGAGUACUGCCUUUGGUGACUGGUGGAAAUACAUCUCUCAACUGUCAAUGUAAUUGUGAAAUGCAAAUCAAAGGUUUAUCGCCAUAUCAGGACUAUUUGAGCGUACCGGUAGAGUACAGUCAUUAGUUGCUGGUGUAAAAUGUGAUUGUGAAAUGCGAAUCAAAGUUUUAUUGUCAUCCAGUAAAGUACCAGGACUAUUUGAGUGUUCAUGUUUAAAUUUAAUAAAAGUUAUUGGGUUUUUCGAUUGUUAAAGUGGUUAUUGUAAUAGUUGAUGUUUGAGAACAUUUUUGACAAAAAAACUCUGGGGUUUCGAUUAAAAAUAUUUUAUCCAGGGAGAAUCUAUUUGAAAACAAAUCACAUACCGGUACAUAAAGUCAGUCACAUUAUAAUAUAUAUUCACAGCAAAUUUCAACAAUUCCAAAAAGUGGAAGUGAUUUUUGUCUGUUGAAUGGUCGAUUUUACAGACUUGUAUGUACUUUUCUGUAAGUUGAAGGGCGGCAAAGUGUUAUUUGCAGCAUUUUACCUCAAGACACAGUCUUUUCUCUAGUACGUGAGUUAAGGCCCCUGGAAAAUUCUGCUUCAAAAUGACAUAUUUUGGGGGGAUCUUUAUGUACAUUUGUGUAGGUGUCUGCAUGUAGUCAAGGGUAAAAGGUAGUUAUGUAUGGGUUUUGAUGGGUUUUUUUGGUUUUAUUUUGGAGGGGGAUAAAACAAUUUUCCUGACAAAAAUAAUGUCCGGGUCUUCAAAAAAGGGUACAUAGGUAACAUAAGCCGAUGUUGUUUUUGGAAAAAAUGUUGCAACCUGCACUUCAGCAGUUGUGUACAAAGUCUAUAAUCAAGAAAACUGUCCAAAUAUUUCCUAAAAAAAUUGGAAAGUCCCGGAUUCAUGUCUUAUCAUCAUUUUUUUGCAAUAACUGACCUUCAUUGAGAUGAUAUAUGAAGAAAAAUUGGCGUCAGGCUGCAACAUUAUUUCCUUGUUUUUUUUGGGGGGGGGGUCCUAAAUAUAACAUGUAUACGGCAUUAUAUUUCAGGAGCCGGAUUUUAAGUAAUGAGGCAAGUUGUAUUGUUAUUGCACAGAAGAUGUGAUCUUUGGAGACUGGACCCAAUAUUAUGUGAUUAUCGCAAACGAAAAUGUUUUUUUUUUUUUUUAGGAUUUGUAAGGAUUUGAAAUCGGGACAGGUCACAACUGCUCUUGCUGUCAUUUGAAAAUAAAUAUUCAGUUUGAAUAGUGAUACUGAUAUAAGCCCCAAA
This is a messenger RNA of Patiria miniata (bat star), 6018 nucleotides long. RefSeq lists its product as uncharacterized. NCBI's taxonomy places the organism in Eukaryota, Metazoa, Echinodermata, Asteroidea, Valvatida, Asterinidae. The record is from RefSeq and is a predicted model, not a curated record. Bases 189 to 2237 code for a protein of 682 amino acids. The transcript has 5 exons.